Messenger RNA from Effrenium voratum, 2524 nucleotides. NCBI's taxonomy places the organism in Eukaryota, Dinophyceae, Suessiales, Symbiodiniaceae. The record is from the annotation of a GenBank genome assembly.
AGCUGGUUUUUGUGAGACUCAUGGAGCGGGAGUCGGCUGCAAAGGUGAUGGCGGCCCUUGGCGCGCUGGCGAGCGGUUCCGAGGCCUUCGUGGCUUCCUCGCGCGCGCGCGGAGUGUCCGGCCCACCCACAGUGCCCAGCACCGGAGCGGCCCCGGCACCGCGGCCUCAUGGCGCUGGCCGAGUUUCAGGCGCUCCUGUGGGCCUCGCGGCCAUUGGCGGCAUUGGCGGCAUUUGGAGCCGCAGGGCGCGGAAGCCGUUGAAAAAACGGCUGGUGGCUGCAGCCCUGCCGGAGAGCGCGGACUUCCUGCACCACGUGGCGCAAAUGUGGAACCACGGGGGUCAGGCCGAGUUUGUGCAGCAGGCACAGCAACUGUGGCAGCAUGCUGCGCAGCAUGCUGGGGAUCAGUCUAUGCCUCAUGCCGCGGAUGUUGCUGCAGCUUGGCAGCAGUGGGCGGACGCCCUCUCUGAAGGUGCGGGGCGUGUUGCACAUGAUCUCGUUCCACCUGCUUAUGCGGCCGAAGUGGAAUUGGACCCGAACGCGACGUAUCUCUACGGAGCUGAUGGCGCAGUUUUGGUGGAUCCAAUGAACAACAAGCCUAUCACGGACGACUGGUGGAACGGCUUCAUUGGCUUCCAGUCUGAGUUGAUCAAGUCCAUUGAUAACAAGCUCCGCGAAGUGGGCGUAGAGCAGGCCUUCGGCUGGACCAUCGUUUUGUACACGGCCUUCAUCAAGCUGGUGUUCUUCCCCUUGCAGCAGGGGCAGCUGAAGAGCACCUCCAUGAUGCAGCUGCUGAGCCCCAAGGUGAAAGAGAUCCAGGAGAAGUACAAGGAUGACCCGGACACCCAACAACGGCUGCUUGGACAGCUGUACUCGGUCAUGGACGUGAACCCGCUUGGUGGCUGCCUGCCUGUGUUGCUGCAGCUGCCUAUUUUUUGGAGCUUAUACGGCGUUUGGCGGCGCUUGGCAGCGGAGAAGUUCCCUCACUACACAGAGGGAUGGCUUUGGGUUCCUUCUUUGGCGCAGCCCAACCCGGACUUCCAGUUCAAAUAUGAUUGGCUGCUGCAAUUCCAAGAUGGCCAGCCGGCCAUGGGUUGGCAUGACUAUUUGUGCUACCUCGUCUUCCCAGCACUGCUCGUGGGAUUCACUGUCUUCCAACAGCAGCAGGCGCAAACCGGCAGACCGAAGACAUCAGAGGACGACCCCCAGAACGUGGUCUUGCAGGUUCUGCCCUGGAUCUCGGUGUACUUCAUUGGCAGCCUGUCGCUGCAACUGCCGCAGGCAGUUUCCGUGUACUACUCCAUGAAUUCAGCGCUCUCUCUGCUGCAGACGCAGGUCGUGAAGCUUGGUCUGCGCCAGGAGAUUGUAGGCUAUGAGGAGUUCGAGAGGACCGGCAAAUUCCCCGACGGCGCCUUUGAGGACAUGGUGAGGCAGUCAACGCCAGCUCCCAAGAAUUUGCAUGAGGCUGCCUUGCGGGGUGAGGUCAGCUUCAUCAACGAGAUGCUUGAUGAGGAAGCCGAAAUCGACAAAUGGGACGAGAAGAAGAUCGCGCCUCUGGGCUAUGCAGUGGCAUGUGGCCAUUUGGAGGCAGUGAAGCUCCUGCUGGCGCGAGGCGCUGACGUCACUCUCAAGGAUGGCCAGGACAACACAGUGCUGCACUAUGCUUCUGGCUAUGGACAUAUGGAAGUGCUCAAGGAGCUCAUCCAGGCGUGCGAGGAGAAGUGGCCUGACCAGUCAUGGAAGGACUUCCGGAACAGCAAGGGGCAGACUGUGGUCGACGCGGCACGUGCAAACCGAAAGGGGCAGGUGGUUGACUAUCUGUGCGAGCUCUUGGGCAUUGACGUCCAGACCGUGAAGCUGCCCCCGGCACCUGGCGGACCAGGAGGAGAGUCCUCGGAUGCCGACCGGGCCCGUGCAGCGCUGCUGGCGGCAGCAGGGGCCGCUGACAAGGCGGCGCCGGCAGGCGCUGGGCAGGCCCCAGCAAGCCCGCCCGACACCUCAGCCAUGCGAGCGGCAGUGGAGAAGCUGCGGUCGAACCCAGAGGCACUGGAACAGGCCAAGAAGAUGAUGGGCAAGAUCCCCCCGCAGAUGUUGCAGAUGUUGUCCGGCAACAAGAUCUCUACCGAGCAGGCAAAGAAGGCCAUGGAUGCCAUGGCAGACAUGAGCACAGAGGACCUUCUGGAGCGAGCAGAUUCGGUGAUGAAUAAAGAGACGGUGCCUCCUGCGUCACUGCCGCCGCCCAGCUCAAACAAGCCGGCCCGCUCAGUGGAUUGAGGAUGCCUUGGAUCUGCUGAGAUGGCCGGGGUAUAGCUAGGUGCUCUUGGAUGUCCCUGGCACCUAUCAGACACCCCCACUUUGACCCGGGAAACCCGGAGAUGUGAGCAAGCAAGUCAGUCCGGGACUGAGAUAUCGCCUCCCAAACCCACGCCCAAGUGCUGGCGUGGCUCAUUUUUCUACUCAUCAGCCUGGAGCAUUUGUCUCAGCUGGGCUGAAGUGAACAGAGCAGUCUUGACCCCAUUGUUGCC